This is a messenger RNA of Microcebus murinus (gray mouse lemur), 6441 nucleotides long. NCBI's taxonomy places the organism in Eukaryota, Metazoa, Chordata, Mammalia, Primates, Cheirogaleidae. The record is from RefSeq and is a predicted model, not a curated record.
UUCAGCUGUGGGUGACGGGGUCAGGCAGGUCUUUUCCAAAUGGUUUCCUAACCGAUGUUUCAUGGGACUUUGAUGAGAGGGAAGAGUGAUAAGACUCCUGCUGCUGGGAGCCCUUCAACUUGGGGUGUCACAUUUUAUCUUUGUAGUAUAUUUGGGUUCUAGAUAAGAUUUCAUCUGGAGAAGGGAAAAAUAUUUAAAACAAUGGCCUCAUCGUAUAAACAAAGGAGACCUGACAAAGUGGCUAAGUGUUGGCAGUUCAGGUUUUACUCAUCCCAUGGGUCUUGCAUCUGAAAGAAGUGUCUGGAGAGUGGGAUGUAUGGCCUCAAGGGAUGACAUUCUCGGGGAGGAAUUGCUGGCCUGGAGACCUUGUUCAGGGGAGGUAUGUUUAAUCAGAGGCCCACCCAGAGCAUUCCAGUCCUACUCGCCAAGGAGGCUUCUCACUACUGUCCCUGUGCCUUCCUUCGCUGUGUCUGAUCUUAGGCUUUCCAUGAAAGUUCAGAGUACCUUGUAUGUGCCCAGGAACCUCGAGGCUCAGGAUCAUCCAUAUUAUUCUCCCCUACUCAGGCCUCACUGUGUACUGACUCCGAGAGGGAGGGGAAUUUCUUCCCGGCCAAGUUGAAACUGUUCCUGCUAAAAUGUUUCCCAUAGAAGACUGUGACUACCUGCAAUCCUCAGGGAAUGAGUUAUUCUGAGUGGCUGCAAUUUCCAAAUAGCUAAAGGUCCAUCCCUUGAAUUGCACUUGCUUUUUAUUAUUACUAUUUUUGAUGGAAGUCAUCACACAUAUUCCAGCCUGCAUAAACAGGUUAUAAUGAGCAUAAUUUAACUUGUCCUUAGUGACUCUGGGCUUUUCCUAGGAGUAUUGGUGAUGAUGUUGCCAUGCAGAGUCCACAGAGUCAUUUGGGGUACAUCAAGGUAAUUGUCCCUUCAUUAAAGAACCCUAAGUUCAAUGCUUUUCUGUGCAGUGUCUGCUUAUUUUGGUUUUCCUGUCUCUUCCUAUUAGCAUCCACUUCUCACUGCAAUCAGGGGACCUGCUUCUAACAGUCUGUCUCCUUUUUUCUACCUGGCCCCUCCAUCACUUCUGAUUCACUUGAUUCUGACUGGCUGUCUGUUGGUUUAGAAACCAGAUAAAUGAUCUUGUUUCAACAGUGUAUCCACUGAAAUGAAACAUGUUCUUCAUGGGGACCCGAGGGACACUCAGUCUGAAAUGGAUGUAUGGGGACGUCACGACAUCAAAUUUAAUUGUCUAUUCAAAUGCUUUUAUUACUUGCAUUAGGCAAAGUAGUGCUGUCCUUGGGAUUUUGAGAUCUGAAGAAAUAUAUGAAGAUACAUUUCCUGAUUCGUUGUCUUUGCGUGUUCAAGAAUAAGUCAAUCAGAGAAGGGCAGUGACUUGGACCAGGGGCCCUCAACUCUGGCUGAAUAUUCACAUAAUAUUCAUGUACCAGGACCUGGCCCCACUGAACCGAAUUGAUCUGGAGCCAGAAGGAAAAGUGUAUGUGAUCAUCGAUCUCUCGGGGUCAUCUGGUGAAGCCCCUAAAGACAAUGAGGAGCGCGUGUUCCGGGAGCGCAUGCGGCCGAGGAAGCGGCAGGGGGCCGUGCGGCGCAGGGUCCACCAGGUCAAUGGCCACAAGUUCAUGGCCACCUAUCUUCGGCAGCCCACCUACUGCUCCCACUGCAGAGAUUUCAUCUGGGGUGUCAUAGGAAAGCAGGGAUACCAAUGUCAAGUCUGCACCUGCGUGGUCCACAAGCGAUGUCACGAGCUCAUAAUCACCAAGUGCGCUGGAUUAAAGAGACAGGAGACUCCCGACCAGGUGGGCUCCCAGCGGUUCAGCGUCAACAUGCCCCACAAGUUCGGCAUCCACAACUACAAGGUCCCCACCUUCUGUGACCACUGUGGGUCCUUGCUCUGGGGCCUCUUGCGGCAGGGUUUGCAGUGUAAAGUGUGCAAAAUGAACGUCCACCGUCGAUGUGAGACCAACGUGGCCCCCAACUGUGGCGUGGACGCCAGAGGAAUCGCCAAAGUGCUGGCUGACCUGGGUGUCACGCCAGACAAAAUCACAAACAGUGGCCAGAGGAGGAAAAAGCUCAUUGCUGGUGCUGAGUCCCCGCAGCCUGCUUCUGGAAGCUCGCCGUCCGAGGACGAUCGGUCCAAGUCAGCACCCACCUCCCCUUGUGACCAGGAACUGAAAGAACUUGAAAACAACAUCCGGAAGGCCUUGUCAUUCGACAACCGAGGGGAGGAGCACCGGGCAGCGUCGUCCGCUGACGGGCAGCUGGCGGGCCCUGGCGAGAACGGGGAAGUCCGGCAAGGCCAGGCCAAGCGCCUGGGCCUGGACGAGUUCAACUUCAUCAAGGUGUUGGGCAAAGGCAGCUUCGGCAAGGUCAUGUUGGCGGAACUCAAGGGCAAAGAUGAAGUGUAUGCUGUGAAAGUCUUAAAGAAGGAUGUCAUCCUUCAGGAUGAUGACGUGGACUGCACGAUGACAGAGAAGAGGAUUUUGGCUCUGGCACGGAAACACCCGUACCUAACCCAACUCUAUUGCUGCUUCCAGACCAAGGACCGCCUCUUUUUCGUCAUGGAGUACGUAAAUGGUGGAGACCUCAUGUUUCAGAUUCAGCGCUCCCGAAAAUUCGACGAGCCCCGUUCACGGUUCUAUGCUGCAGAGGUCACGUCAGCCCUCAUGUUUCUCCACCAGCAUGGAGUCAUCUACAGGGAUUUGAAACUGGACAACAUCCUUCUGGACGCAGAAGGUCAUUGCAAGCUGGCCGACUUUGGGAUGUGCAAGGAAGGGAUUCUGAAUGGAGUGACGACCACCACAUUCUGCGGGACUCCUGACUACAUAGCUCCCGAGAUCCUGCAGGAGCUGGAGUACGGCCCCUCCGUGGACUGGUGGGCUCUGGGGGUGCUGAUGUACGAGAUGAUGGCCGGGCAGCCCCCCUUUGAGGCUGACAACGAGGACGACCUGUUUGAGUCCAUCCUCCAUGAUGACGUCCUGUACCCCGUCUGGCUCAGCAAGGAGGCCGUCAGCAUCUUGAAAGCCUUCAUGACGAAGAACCCUCACAAGCGCCUGGGCUGUGUGGCAGCGCAGAACGGCGAGGACGCCAUCAAGCAGCACCCCUUCUUCAAAGAGAUCGACUGGGUGCUCCUGGAGCAGAAGAAGAUCAAGCCACCCUUCAAGCCACGAAUUAAAACCAAAAGAGAUGUCAAUAACUUUGACCAAGACUUUACCCGGGAAGAGCCAGUCCUUACGCUUGUGGACGAAGCGAUUGUGAAGCAGAUCAACCAGGAGGAAUUCAAAGGCUUCUCCUACUUUGGCGAAGACCUCAUGCCCUGAAGCCGCUCCGGGUGGCGCUUGCUGACGCUGCAGAAGGGGUGCCGAGAACAUUCCUGUGUUCCAGAGGCCCAGAAAGUCUCGAACUGCUCCUCCUCCCUGGAGCCCAGUCCCACUUCCACUCUCUAUUUAUUACAUUCCCUCACCCCAGGCCACCUCUUCCCUCGCCCACCUGGUGACCAGAAGGCGCUCUUGGUUCUUGUCUCACCAGUAACACAGCAGUUAGCUGCACGCGCUGCCGUGUUUGGACCGUUGGCAAGCCUGGUUCCACUCCGCGGGGGUUCCUGGCAGUGCCACAGCUUCAGUUCUUGUACCACAAGGAAAAAAAAGAAAGCAACCAAGAAGACUCUGGCUCUGCCGUGGGACAUAGAAUCGUGACACCCCCCCACCCCCCCGCUUGUCAUCCCUCCUGCGCCCUGGCUUGCCACCCUGCCCUUCCGUCUAGAAGAGACGGGUGCUGCUGCUGUGGGGGUCGGCACCCUCGGGCACGCCCUGCGAGGGAGGGAGACCGAGACACACGGUGGGCUAGCUGCUGGUUUGUUCUAGAGUGGCUGACUCUUGCCUGCUUUGGUUUUAGCAGUUGAGCAUGCCGAAGUCAUGUAAGUUUGUAUCUUGUGGGGAAAAAAAUAUCACUCUUUGUGGAACAAGAAAUUUGAUUUUGAACUCUAUUCACAUUUGAAAAAUAGAUUCUCAGAUUUGCUUUCUAAUUGGCCAUAAGAUAUCAAUUCCAAUCUGAAUACAGGUAGAUAUUAAAGGGCUACUAUACAGUGAGAAACCAGUUGUUCAGGGUUUAUGCUAUCAGUGCUUUCGUGGCACGUGGGGGCUGUGUGCAUUGAGAGAAGAGGAAACAAGCAGUAAUCCCCAUUAUUAAAAUUCUCUCGGAACACCAAGGCCACACGGCAAUGGCCGAGACCCUGGGGUUCUAGCAAAACUUGGCUCCCAAAUUCUCUAAGUUCCUAGCAUAAACGCUAUUUAUUUUCUGCAGCGGUGUGUUAUUUUUUGUGUACUUCUACAAAAUGGUAGUACUACUGUGUCGUGGUUUUUACAGAUUAAACAUGUAAAGUUAUGUAUGAAAUAUCUGCUUUUGGAAUAAGCAGAAUGAGGCUACACAUGGGUUAUGCAAAGGGUAUCAGGAGACUGCAAAGCAACUCCUUUGAAAACUGACAAUGUGCAAGAUAUACUCAGAGGUUUGUUUUUGUGUGACAUGCAAUGACAACUCAUGUGGACACUAUUUAACAGCUGUGAUGUUAUCUCCUGUAGAUAUGCUAACAGUGUUACAUUCUUUCAUUUCCAAGGGUUCUCUGUGGCUUUGUGUAUAUGUUUCCGGAGGUCAUUUGAUUACCUAUUUCACUGAACUGAUUUAGCAGGGAAUGGAAUCCAUUCCAACUAUUGCACGUGGAUUUCCCAGCUGCCCCUAAAUAUAUAUACUUGUGAGUGGCAAAGUGGCACUAAUGAAGCUUUUUGCCUUUUGUACAUUUGAGAUUUUUGUAUAUAGUGUUUGCUGCAAGGCCUGUGGAAUUAAUUCAUUGAAUAUAGAGGUAUCAACUGCUGCAUGUUCAGGCAUAUUAUAAAAACUUUAGUCUAUGAAAGAAUAAUUAUAAUAAUGUCUAGGUGCAAUACUCUGUAAGCGUAUUGGUUCAAGUUACCGAGAGAUAGGUGUGUUCCUUUUGGGGGGAGGAGGGGGAGGGGGUUCUUUGUAUUGUUUAUUUCAUUUUGGUUUAUUUUAAAAGAUGUAAACAUAUAUUAAGCUAUAUUAAAUCUCACAUAUACUUCUCCUAUGCUCUAUUAUUGCCUGAUAGACAUGAGGAGAAAAAGGAAUGUUUGUGAUGGUAGUUUCAAAGCUUGGACAGUGAUGAUCUCGAGCCCAUGGAGAGUUCGUGUCCGUAUUUGCAUCUGGCUGGUCAUAGCCUUUGUUACUAAUGAUGACAUUCAGUUCUCUUUUGUUUUUAUUUUUUAAAAACUCAGGUGUAAUUAUUAUCUGUUCUUAUGAUAACUGCAAAUAUUAAAUAUUAUGCUACAUCAAUUCAUGUGUUUGGCAUACCAGUGAAGUGAUGACGAACAUUAGAUUAAUUUAAUUUAUCUUCGGUAACUUGACAUGCUGGGGAGAGACUUCUUCUGGAGUUGAGUACAAGCACAGAAACAUCUUCACGGUGGCAUCAUCUCAUUUUUUUAGGAAGACAUGACAAUACUGCCCAUCAUACUUACGUGUAACUACUGCUUUAUCUUUCUUCUGCUUCUGUCACCAUUAUGAACUCUGGAUGACCAAGCAAGUUCUAAGUGCAAUGCCAAAUGGCCUUGGCCCAGGGCUUGGUAGUGUUUGCAUGGCAGCGGGGAUUGGGCCCUUCCUACAGGACAACUGGCAAUUUUGCUGGGAAGUCAAAUACUACAUUCCACCCGGCAGCUAGGCAGGCAGCCAGCCAGAUCCAGAGUCCCCCUUGCACACCCAAAGCCAGGCUGGCUGGGAUGCCUCUGGCUGAUGAAAUUCUCAGGCAGGCAAAUUUAAAUCCAGCAUAGGUCUGUAGAAAAAGACUAGUGUGUUCCUCGAGUAAUCAUUGUUUCAUUUUCAUUUUCACAACAGUUUAGAAGCAGACACACUGUUACACUUCUGCCAGUUUUCUACUCUUUCCAACACCCACCCCCUUCUCUCUCUCUCUCUCUCUCUCUCUCUCUCUCUCUCUCUUUCCCUCUCUCUUUCUCUCUCUCAAAAUAAAAAGAGUGCAAAAAAAUGCCAAAAAAAUAUAUGAAGGAUUGUUGUUCUCCUGUGUUCUCUCAGUAUGGACCUUGUGAAGUGGAAACAUAAUUUUUUUCCUCCAAAGGUGAAAAAAAAAAUGCAUUCUUGCUUUAAAAAUAAAAAAAGGAAGUCUAAAAAAAUUACCUCUUUUUAAAUUAUGUGCAAAAUAAUUCUGGCUAUAAAGUAUAUUCAAUUUUAGGGAUUUUUUUUUGUAUUGUGAUGCUUUAUUUGUAUAUUUUUUUCCUUUCUGGAUGUAAUUUUAAUCUCUUGCCAUUCAUUAGUGUUAUUUCGUUGUAAACAUUAUUGUGCCAAAUGUACUGUAUUCAAAAGGAUGUGAAUGUGUAUUGUUUCAGAACCUAAUAAAUACAAUGACAUUAAGUCUUA